Messenger RNA from Podarcis lilfordi (Lilford's wall lizard), 8520 nucleotides. NCBI's taxonomy places the organism in Eukaryota, Metazoa, Chordata, Lepidosauria, Squamata, Lacertidae. The record is from the annotation of a GenBank genome assembly.
GAUCCAGCCCCCGCUUCCCUUCCUGGGUGCCAAGCGAGGGGCCGGCGAGGGCGCCCUGGGCUCCAGCCGCGCGGCCGCUCGCCCCGUCGCCUGCCUGCCUGCCUGCCUGCCUGCCUGCCUGCCGCGCAGCCUCCCCGGAAGUGGGGCGGCGCCUGCUCCCCUUGGGCGCGGCCUGCUGGGCGAUGGCGGCGUCUCCCGGGUCUCCGGCGGCGCUGCGGCGGGUGCGGGAGGCCCUGAGCGCGGCGCUGGGCGAGCUGCGAGGUGCGCGCGGGCUCCGGGGCGGGGGGGGGGGGGCGGGCGGGGCGGGCGGCGCUCUGCAGGCGCUCAGAGGCACGCUUCUCUUGCAGGCGGCGAGAGCCGGGAGGGCGCCGGAGGCUUCGAGGCCGGGCGCUUCUGGGAGGCCCUGGGUAGGUGCCGCCUUCGCGGAGACCCCUCGGGGCGGGGGGGGCGAGGCUGCAGGGACCCCCCCCGGGAUGGGCUGCCCCCUUGGCCGGAGGGGCCUUUCCCCGCGACCCCCCCCCGCCUCACCCUCCCGCCCUUCUCCGCAGAGGAAGCCUUCCAGGCCGCCUCGCAGGAAGCCACCAAGCUGAGCCUGGCCUUCUCGAGACCCCCGCCGCCUUCCCUCCAGGUGGGUGAGGGGCUUCCCGGAGCCCCCGUCCCUCCCCCCCCCCCAUCCUGGCCAUUUCUCACGCGGCCGGGGGGGGGAGGGUUCAGUGACAUAGGAAGGGGGUGCGGUGGGUGCGGGCCGCCCCGGUGUCAUCACUAAGGGGGGGGGUGACAAAAUGGCAGGGGGCUAGGGGAGUCUGAAUUAACCUGACAGUUAAAAAUGCCACAGGGAAUAUAUGAUGAUGAUGAUGCCGAACAGAACAACACUCUCUAUUCCUGGAAUCAAGAGCAAAGGUGUGGCGGGGGGGGGGGCACUGGGUGCCCAAGCCAUGUCUCUCUCCUGGGGGUGACUUGGUGGCUCGGGCACCUGCAGGCGCCACGCUGCCCCAAACGGCAGCUGAGGGGCGGUGGUGGCCAGGCUCCAUGCAGCGGCCCUGCCCCAGCUCACCCCACCCAGUGGGUGGCUUGCCCUGCCCCUGGGCAGAGGGCGCAUCCAUCGCUCCAGGCACCUGAGCAGCUGGCGAGGCCACUGGGGGGGGUCCUUCUCUCAUUUGAUCCAUUCUUUGCUUUAAUUUCACAGGCUUCCGAUAAUUCUCCCUCAAUGCUCCCAGAUCUCUCCUCUCCCCCCCCCAUCCUGCCCAGCCUAGUUGUCUGAGCCCAGGGCCUUUUUUGCGGCGUGGGGGUGGCCUGCUGCCUUGUGAGCCAGGUAACCUUUGGGUGCUGUCCCCUUGCAGGAGCAGGAGAGCCUGGCGGAAGGGGUGCAAAGCGCUGUCCUGGCAGCCGCCUCCGUGUAUUACCAGCUCCCCAAGGGCCAAGGUGAGCAAGAUGGGGCCCCGCGAGGCAGGGACAAGGGGGUUCUCUGGGGGGCAGCGUGUGAGGAGCAGGCCGGGGGGCAGGCACUAGGUUGGGCUCCUGCACCUUGUGCUGGCGAGAAAAGAAGAGUCCGAGAAUUGUAGUGUUGGAAGGGGCCCCCAAUAGCAGGGGAGGCGUCUUCGCUUCUCUGAAGGGCUGCCCCAUGUAAGAGGAAGCCUGCUGGUUUUCUCCGGCUCUGGAGGGCAGGACCCAAAGCAGUGGGUUCAGUUUACAAGAAAGGAGAUUCCGACUCAGCAUUCAGAAGACCUUUCUGACAGGAAGAGCUGUUGGGCAGUGGAGCCGUCUCCCAUAGAAUCGUAGAGCUGGAAGGGACCCUGAGGGUCAUCCAGUCCAACCCCCUGCAGCUGUCCCUUACGGGGAUCGAACCUGCCACCUCGGCCUUAUCAGCACCAGGCAGCUGAGCUAUGCAGCUCAGACUCGCCUUCCUUGGAGGCUGUGAAGCAGAGAUGGAUGUCGUGGGUUCUGUGGCCGAGAUUCCUGCAUGGCAGGGGGUUGGACUGGAUGACCCUCAAGGUCCCUUCCAACCAGAAGCCUGAGGUUCUAUACGAGGUCUGGGGGGGGGGCUGCCUGCAGUCUCUGUGCGUGAGUGCCAAGGAGGCAGGGCAGCGGUGAUGGGGCUCUCUUUGCCCCCUGCAGGGACCACCCUGCGCAGAGCAGUGCGCGAUGCCACGGUGCAGGUGGUGGAGGGGAUGAUUCAGCUGAUCGAGGUCAUCCUUCGGACCCCCCUGCAGAGGUGAGCUGCUGCUGCUGCUUCCGGCCCUCACCUUCCCAGGGAAUGCUGGGGGGAGGCAGGAGGUGCAGGACGUCUCUCCCCAGAGAGUGGGGCACCCUCCUCUGCCGCCCCCGUGGGCCUUGCCGCAAAAGUGGAGGCCCCCCUGGGCCUGGGGCCCCCUCCUGACGCUUCUCCGCUCUCCCUUGCAGCCUCUCGCAGGAGCAGCUUGUCUCGACGGGAGGCGUCUGGGAGGCCUGCAGCCGAGUUUUCAGGAUGCCUCGAGGUGAGUCAGGGGCCACCCCAGGGCAGCCUGGGGGCAGGGUGGGGCAGGGCGAGGGACGCCACCCCUGGCGCUGCCAUUGCUGCUUCCCCUUCUUGCCUUGCUCCUCCUCCCUUUCUUCUCUCCCCACAGAUAACCAGGCGGCUGUGACCCUGGCCAUUACCCAGGCGCUGGGGAUUGUCAAUGACGCACUGGAGGAGAUGAAGCAGGUGCGCAGGGAGGGGGGCUGUCGGGGGGGGGCUGUCUGCCGGCUUCACUUGCAAGAGAGCAGGGGGUAUCACCAUCCCUAUUCUGCAACUGGAAAGCCUCUAAGUUUGAAGCGUCAGACCAAUGGGUUUAAGCACAACAUUUAGGUAUCCUGAAAUUGCAUUUGCCUUUUCAGACGCUGCGUCACACGGUGGGCUCAGGUCAGAAUGCAGAUUGCCAGAAUGUAAAGUCUUCUGAAAUUGGGGUGGGGGUGUUUGUUCAGGGGCAGUAAAUGGGCUCAUGCCUUUCACGAAAGCCAUAUUGACCCUUGACGGAGCACCUCAUUCUUUCCUGUUACUGGGCCCAGAUAGUAAAAUCUGCCUGUUUCUUAAUUUUUAUUUUGGCAAAAGUCCAAGCCACCCCCCCAUAAUGCAGCCUGCUCAACCCAUACUUAAACCUGGCACUGCCCCCCCCUUUGGAUGUGCCACUCUCCCCUCUGCCUCUUCUGCUGUGUGGCUUCUGGGGGCAGAUAAGGGCAUUUGUCGCCCCACGCAGGCUAGAGGCCGCCUCUCCGGAUAAGGGCUCCUGCCUUGCCUGGGCUGCCCUGAUAGAGCCCCCACCCCUGGGCUUCGCCCCUCUGCUCUGGGCUCUUAAUAGCUUAUGCAGCCGCCAUGAAAAACUGGCUUGGCUUUCCUGUAAAUCUGCUCUACUGAGAUAGGAAGGGUUGUCAGAGGGAGCCUUUGGCCUAAUAGAGGUUUGGGGGUUUUUACAUUUCAUUAAUUGACAAAAUAAACCAAAGAUAAGGAGCAUACAGAAAUACUCAGCAAGUUGAAAGCAGCAUGAGGUUGGGCGUUAGCACUGAACAUGUUAUUCCAGAAUAACAGGUUUAUGGGAGAAAGGGGUAAACUGCUUUAUAUGUGUUAUUUUAUAAUAACUUGGCUUGAUCAUAGCUACUGCAGUCCAAAUUUUCUCAACCCAUUCAGAUACAGAAGGAGAUGUAAUAGCUAAAAGUUAGGGGGAAGCAUAAUUAAGCAGCAGGUACAAGGUGUAACACUGUUCCUUGAUCUAGUAGGGUUUUGACUGGAUUCCCUCUUGCGCUGCAGACCUGGGAAUCCCCAGAUGCGCUGUGGUUGCCUCCCCCCACUUCCCUUAGCGCCCCCCCCCGCCUGCAUUGGGAGCUGCCAGGGGGCUGGACUAGAUGACACCUGGAGUCCCUUCCAACUCCACAAUCCUAUCAGUCUUAUUUCCUCCCUCCUUGCUUGUAAUGCCCGACUGGGGAGGUUAGCAACUUGGUGGCCCCCCUGGUAUUCCCGUGACUGGGACGGUGGAUGCCCACCCCCUUCCCUGCCUGGGGGGGGCGGGAUGAGAGUGUGACUGGCAUGUCCCUUUUGCUCAGGCGCAGACUGAAGGUGGAGACCCGUACAGUGAUGUCCUGGAGGAUGAGGACUUGGGCUCGCGGGCAAACAGGGACACUUACUGGUCAGCGGCUGACCGGCAGCUGCUUGGCCCCUGCCUGGGGCUGGUGAAGGCCGCCAAGAUUUGCCUGAAGAGGGUCCAGGGGGCCGUCAGAGGCCGUGGAAGGACCGACAAGGCUGAGCAGGUGGCUCAGUUAGACGACCUGGCCGACAUUGCAGGAGACGUCAGCCCCAGGUGAGGCAGCCGGGGGAGCCUUGGGGGGAUUGCUGUGGCCUAGGGGGUGGGCCAGGGCAGCAAGACCAGUCCCAACGCCCUCCCUGCAGGGUUGCUCCACUCUGUCCUUGGAAAGCCCCCCCCCCCCGAGGGUUGCAUGAGCCUGAGGAAGGGGGCGCCAGGAGCCUUGCAGCCGAGUCCAGUGCAUGCUGUGCUCCCUCAGGCUGCCUCUCUUUUGGGUUGGGGGCUGGGGGGGGGCAGGAAACGGCAAGGCACCCUCCCCUGACCCCUCCUCCUUCCUGUUUUAUUCUGCAGUGUGGACGAGUUGGUGCUGAGCACCUACCCCCCUGUGAACCAGCUGGCUCUGCGGCUGAAUGUGAGUUGCCCAUUUGGGACGAUGAAGCUUUUUAGGGGAAGCCUCUGGUCCUCUGCAGCUUUGGGGAGAUCCUAUUUGCCCACUUCAGCCCAUGAGGGUGGGGGGCCUGGGACCCCCAAGAUGGCCUGCGGGAGAGAAGACUGUGCAAGCGGAGAGUUGCCCCUGGGGCUGAGGGGCCUCUCCUGCCCCCUGGAAAAGGGGGUGCUUGAUGCCCCGUGGCAGAUCGCCCUUCCCUUCCUCCUCUCCCAAGCUGGCCUCCCCUUCCCUUCCCUUCCCUGCCCUCGGCAAAGGCAGCCGUGGUCUCUCUUGCACAGAAAUGGAGGAAGCUGCCGCUGAACCAAGGACGGCCCACGCUGUCUGGCCAGGGAGUCUCUGCGGUUUGAGGCCAGAGGGCCUCUUCCCCAGCCCUACGUGGAGGUGCUGCUGGCAGAUUGACCUGGUCCUCCUCCCUGAGUUGGGACAGCCCUUCCCUCUGUUCAGGGGUGAAAGGUCAAGGCUGUGUCCGAGGGGCCGUACGGUGCCAGCCAGGGAGUGCCAAAGGGAGAAGCCCUUUUAAGAAGGCCUCACACUUGCCUGCCGGACCUUGUGGCCAGCGGACGAGAAACCACCUGCUCCUGUUGGACUCUUGGUUUUCCUAGAAAAGGUGAAAUUCCAGGAGCAGCGGCUCUGGGCUUGACAUCUUGUUUCUUUCUAGGCUGCAAAGUUGGCGUCUGUGCUAAAGAAGAUGUUGGAACUGACCAGGUGAGCAGGGCAGCCUCUCCUCUGUCUCUGCCACUUCCGCCUGGGGGGGUGGGCAGAGGGGCACAGCUGGUGGGGAAACGGUUUCCGUCUUAAAGACCUAGCCAGCCUUUUGCUGCAGCACAAUCGCCCUCGAUGCUGGGACUGGGGGCCUUGUCAGGGUGGCCCCCCAUUGCUCACCUGCAUCUCUCUCUUUCCUCCCUCCCCAGCGCCAGCUUUGUCUGCCCUCCGUCGGAAGAGAACUGGGUGCAGUUCCUGGCCGGGGCAGUUGACCACAACAUGGACAAAAUCAAAGAGCUGACCCAAGGGCUCCUUUGAUGGGACCCCCUGUGCGAGGGGUGCCGGACCCAUGGGUGCCUUCUGUGGCUGCCUGCAGAAGAGGGAGGAGGCAGGACUCCUGCGGGACCCCAUAGCUGCUGCCCCUGUGCUCUGGGGUGGGCAAUAAAGUCCCCCCUGUGCUUGUGCUGGCCAGGCUCCUGCGCUAGAGAAAGUCUUGUGUGCUCCUCAUCAUUUAUAGCGCCUCACCCAUGCACCUGGGGCUUCACAAAGCACCGGAGGAAGCCAGGUCUCUGCCCCAAGGAGACUGCAGGCCGAGACGUAACGCAGGGGAAGGAGGGAGCCGCACAGGCGCCGCUUGUCCUUUGGCUCUACCUGCUAAACAGCAGUGCAGGAGAGCAGCCCGCUUGCUUUGGGGACAGGGGGGCUGCUGCUUUUGGAAAGGGCUCCCCCGCACUGGGCUGAUGAGGAAGGAGCCACGGUCUGAGGGGUGUCACUCCAAGUGCAUUUAAUGGUAAUGCGGGGGAGGGGUCCUGUUGCUUUGGAGAAGCUCUAAGCUGCUGCCCCCACCUGGAUGGUCCUGCAGGCCUUGAGGGGCUGGAGCAGGGGGCUCUCUGCACGCACUGUCAGCCUCCGGGGCCCGGCCUGGGUCGGCGUGAAGGGGAUCCUCAGCGCUUUGCUGCUGCCAGCUGGGAUGUCUCCAAGCCUGCAGAGAGGAGGAGAGGGGGCUGUUAGGGGCAGAAGGGGGUCGCCAGCUCUCCUGAGGAGGGGCAGCUCAGGAGGAGGAUGGAGCAAGCCUGUUUUCUCCUGCUCCAGAUGGAUUCACGGAAUCAGAAUGGUAGACUGGCAAGGGGCAUCUCGGGCACGACUCACGUUCCAAGAAAGGAGAUUCCAUGUCAACACCAGGAAGAACUUUGGACAGGAGGACCUGUUUGAUGGCGGAAGGGACUCCCUGGGGAGGUGGGGGACUCUCCUUCCUGGGAGGUUUCUGAGCAGAGGCUGGAUGGCCAGCUGUCAGGGAUGCUUGAGCUGAGAUUUCUGCAUUGCAGGGGGCUGGACUAGAUGGCCCUCGGGGUCCCUUCCAAUUCUCCAAUUCAAUGAUUCUAAGAGCAGCUCCUCACCUUUCCCCCCCCCCCCAAGCCUAUAAACACCACCCCGCCAUCUGUUAUCAGAGGUGCCAAGCAGGUGAAUCCAGCUGGCACCUCAGCAGAGAGCCCUUCCCCCUCAAUCCUGGCAGACAAGAGGGGCUGGGCUGGCACAGUCCCACCCCCUCCCACCUCCGCUUGCUCUGAUCCAGCCAUGGGGAGUGUGUGCCUUUGCCUUCACCUGGAAUGCCAGGGAGCCUUCUCUCCUUCAUGGAGAGGGCUUGAUCCCCCCACCCCAAAGAAAGCCACCUUGCCCAGGAGUGCCCUCACCUGUAGCUCCUGGUCUUGUGGAUGAGUCCCCAUCCUGACACGGAGACGAGGCAGCCUGGGAGGGGCUCCGGGAGGGGGUUGUGGAGCUGGAUCUCUGCUUGGGUGGCCUGGAACUGGGCUGUGCGCUCAGGGACCUUCAUGGAGAAAGCAGGACAAUGGCAGCACAGGGAUUGGGGGGUCUGGGGGGCAGGGGUGGGCUGAAGCCAUAGACCCACUGGGCUUGCUAAUGGGGAGGGGCAGGGCUCUACCCAGCCUGCUUUGCUGUGGCACCCCAAGUCUGAAGAAACAAGGACCUCCUCCCCUGAAGGGCUCACGGUCAGGAAAGGGGACUGGGGGCUCACUCCCUCAAAACAGGCAUUGGAGGAGGCCUUUCUUGAGAUACUGUGGUGCAACAGCUAGAGUUGCUCCAGGACCUGGAAGAGACCAGGGUUCAAAGGCCUACUCAGCUAUGAAGCUCCCUGGGUGACCUUGGGCCAAUCACUGUUCCUCAGCCGAACCUACCUCACAGGGUGGUUGUGCAGUGGGGAGGAAGAACCCUGUGUACCACCGUGAGCUGCUGGAGGGGGGGAUUAGAAAGUAGUUGAUUUUUCUCUGCUCUGCCUUCAGGUGUUAGUGGGGUUCAGCUGUGUCUGUGCAGUUAGCUGGAGAAACGGGGGGGUGUUGCUCUGGCCUCCCACUGACCUGGAUGUUGAGUCCGGGGGCACAGAAGCGGAUUUCCUGCCAGGCCAGGUGGUUGCUAUGGGAGGCCGUGUCUCUCAGCAGCGCCGUCAGCUUCAGCAAGAGAGAGUUGUUGCGCAGGGCUGGGCCGUAUUCUGCGUAAGGCAGCGUGGUGCUCAGGGCUUCCUCUGGAAAACAAGACAGGGGGGGCUCAGGGAGAGUCACAGAGGGCACCAAGGACUUGUCCAUCACAGGCUGUGAUGCCUCUGCAAGAAACUUGGACUAGAUGGGAGGGGUGUUUGCAGGAUGCAUCCUCCUCCUGAGCCAGACCAAUGGCCCAUCUAGCCCUACAGGGUCAGCACUGGCCGCAAGGCACUUUCUCUACCCAGAGGUGCCAAAGGGGCUAGAUGCCCCUUUGGACCCCUUCCAACUUUGGUUCUCUGUGUAGGAGAGUAGCAGCCAAUCUUAAGAAAAGCCUCUUCUUUCUAAUUAGCAUGAGAAGGGGUUAAGACCACAGAGCUGUUUUGCUGAUAGGCAGAGACUCAGACCAUAGAAAUACAUUUGGUAGAGAGGGCUCUGUGUGAUGUCACUUCCCCUCAUCUCUCUUCCUUUGACCAGCCAAGAGGGCAGACAUGCCCUUUAUCUGCUCCAGCUCAGGCAGAUGCCAGAAGCUGAUUAUACUGUAAACAGAAGUAUUUUGCUUGCAUAGCUUUUGCUGCUACUGUUGAGGUUAACCAAUGCAUGAUUUUAAAUAAAUUCUAUUUUUAAACUU